Molecule: messenger RNA, 1458 nt
Organism: Closterium sp. Yama58-4
Lineage: Eukaryota; Viridiplantae; Streptophyta; Zygnematophyceae; Desmidiales; Closteriaceae
Source: the annotation of a GenBank genome assembly
AUGACCUGCCGAAGUGCGCGCGGCGUGCUCGCCGCCGUCGCCGCCACCGAACCCCGCGCGGACACGCGUCGCCGCUCGGGCGGAUGCGCUCGCCGCAAGCGCAGCUCGCGCAGAUCCGUCGCGUUCCUGGCGCUCCCAAUCCUGCUUCUCCUGAUUCUCCUCCCGACAGUCGCGGCGCAGCUCACGUGGGGAGAUUUGUUUCAAGGAAUAGUCGACUGGGCUAAAGGCGUCUUUAAGGGGGAUGGCGAUGAUGACGAUGACGAUGAUGGCGGCUCGUCAUCCUCGUCUUGUACCGCGUCUUCUCUUGCCGGAUACACGUCAUCAGUCAGCCUCGGAAGCGCUCUCACUCUACAUUGGACAGUGCCCGCUGGCGGCGCGAAGGUAAAAUUCGCUCUGGAGGCGGACGGCGGCUCGAACGCCGCCAAAGGCUGGAUGUCCGUCGGAUUCUCAUCGGACGGUGAUAUGUCGCCCGCCGACGCGGUGAUCGGGAACAUGGGCGGCACGGGGGUGUACGCGUAUCAUAUCUCGGGAUACGAUCUAUCCGACGUGGCGCGUACCUCCAAGUUCACGAUCUACGCGCCGGGGCUAACCACCACGUCAGAGAAGACAAUAAUGACCUUCACUCGGUCCACGUCAGACGGGAGCGUGAGCGUCAACCCGACCGGCUCCAACAAGCUCAUCUGGGCCUUCUCCUCUUCUGGCUCCAAAACCUUAGCUUACCACGGCGGCAAAUACGGAAGGACCACCGUUGAUUUCUCCUGCUCCUCCACGUCAUCAGGUUCGGGGUCAGGCUCGGGAUCAGGCUCGGGGUCAGGUUCGGGGACGGGUAACGCCUGCGCCAAGUCGACGCUGACUGGAUACUCGUACCAAACGAACCUGAACGGUAACAGUCUGCUCCUGCAUUGGAACAAGGCACGUGCCAACGGCGCUCUCACAAUGGCAGUAGAAGCCAAGUCAGGAGCAGCCAAGAACGGGUGGAUUUCUCUUGCCUGGACUGCCAAUAACAAGAUGGCUCCUGCCGACGCUGUUUUCGGGAAUCUAGCGGGCGGCAAAGUGGGCGCGUACUAUAUUAAUGGGUACACUGUAUCCUCGAUACAACCCGCCUCGUUUUGGAUUGGGCAGACCCCUGCAACGGUUACUUCUUCGACUGGAUCGACUGUGGUCAAGUUCUCGCGCAAGCACUACACGGGGUCGGUGUCUCGCUUUCUGGCAUGGAACAAGAACACUCUGCUGUGGGCCUACUCCCCCUCGGGUUCCAAGAGCAUGGGCUACCACGGCGGUGCAUAUGGGAGGAUCACGGUGGAUUUCUCCUGCAGGACUGCAGCCACUGGUGGGGGCAAAGGAGGGGGUGAUGAUGAUGACGACGACGACGACGACGACGACGAUGAUGAUGAUGAUGACGAUGAUGACAACGAUCGGCGCGAUCGCAGGCGCCAUCGCCGUUGGCAUCAGGGCUAG